AAUUAGAUACUAAAACUCAACAUCUAUGUAUCAUUACACUGAUUAUUGAAGAUGAAAAUUUAAGUAAUUUUGAAGAUUUGGAUAGUUUUUCUAAAAGUGAUUUGCAAGUUAAUAAUACUAUUAAUAUGAACAAAAAUAUAGAUAAUGAAGAUGAUUUGUCUUUAAGUGAACUUGAUGAAUUCAAUUUUGAAGAACAAGUACAAGAAUAA
Messenger RNA from Racocetra fulgida, 209 nucleotides. NCBI's taxonomy places the organism in Eukaryota, Fungi, Glomeromycota, Glomeromycetes, Diversisporales, Gigasporaceae. The record is from the annotation of a GenBank genome assembly.